AUGGAUACUCUUUUUUGCCUCCUAUCGUUGCUCUGUGGCGUUGCUUCGGCGCAGAAUUCAUCCAACUCGUCAACGGAGUUUCCUCUUGACCCUUAUCUACAGUACCGGCCGCCCUUUUCUAGGUCUCUUCCAGUACAGAUCCUUCUCACUGGAGUUAUCCUCACCCUCGUCGCUGUCCUCUUCAUUCACCUCAUCUUCACCGCUCAAUACCAUUGGCCUCUUGCACCGGUCAACUAUGUUCUCCAGCUUUCAGGCGUUACAACCCUCCUCAUCUCCCUCAUUGCCACUAUCCACGUCGUUCUCUCUGCAGCUUGGGCAGAAAGCGAGAAAUGGCCUUACAUGCUUAGCUACAUUGCUGUCAACGUCCCUCCUGUUGACCUCGAUCUCAACACCGAUCUGUGGGGCGUUGCCGAGCGAGCAACAUGGCUCGUCAUGAAUGCCUCUACCUCUGGCUUGAUACAGAUUACUCACAUUCAAUUUCUUACCCUCCUAUAUCCUUCACGUCUUGAGGGACGGCUUAUUUUUACCCUACUCGGCCCCUUGGCUGUGGUGGCUGCUAUCAUGCAGCUUCUUCCCAUCAGUGGAAGCACUCAAGCGAACAGCAUCGCCUCGGCUGUUCGCAAUGUAUGUAACGCAACACUCUCCCUCCUCUUCACAAUUUCCCUUUUCAUUUGGGGUUUUCUCGUCAAUCGUCAACAAGCCUGGCGGACUGACGGAGGCACGGCCGCCUUUGGCUGCGCUGCACUUAGCCUCGCCCUCGUCAGUACUGCCCUCAACUUUCUGUAUGUGCAUAAAGAAGAUGAAUUUGUCUGGCUUCCUGGCCUCAUGUGGGCUGUCGUCCUUUGGCAAAGCUUCCUCGGAUGGUGGUGGUGGGUUGGGGCGGGUAGUGGUAGUGGGCUGGUGGGGGAAGAUCAACUGCGAGAGAAACUCAGAAGGGAAGCGAAACGAGAGUCACGGAGAAGAAAGGCGAAAGACAGGCGCGCAUCAUCAAAAGAUACUUCAAAGAAUCUCUGGAAAGGUGUCACGAAAGCCUUUGGCCAUCGAGAAGGUUCAACCUCUGCCCAGUCUCGUUUGCUUACUGAUACAAGAUCACAUUCUUCGGAUCCGGCCCCUCUUGUGCCUCCCAAUUCCUCCGUGUCGCAAUCCGCCCCAUCCGCAACCCACUCCGGCGCCGCCCACUCAACCACCUCCGAUUUUACCUUAACGUCCUUGGCCACCAUUCCUCGUGCCCUCCCUGCCUUCAUGCGCCGCUGGUACGCAUCUCUUCGCCGGGAACACGUCGCGGCGGCUCGUCAACAAGCAGCGGAGCGCGUAGAGCGCCUUAGAGAACUCGAGCGCAACGGUGCUGUGGACCCCCGUAGUCAAGCAUCUGGCUGGGGUCUUGGUAGCUUUGGUUGGCGACUCGGAAGGGAGGAGCGAAGCAGAAGUCGGAAUGUUGGUCAGCAACACUUGAACCAGAGUCAAAAACAUCACGACCUUGAAUUGUACGAAAAAAGUGAAUGGCGACGGAAGCGGAUACCCAACGAUGGUGAUGAAGGUGAAGAUUAUGAAGGACACGGGAUACAUGGCGAAUAUCCCGUUCCAUCUGCAGGCCCUACAAUCCCACCCCUUCCUCGCCAUCCUGCAGAGAAACCGGGAUCUCUGUGGUGGUGGGGUCCCCUAUGGCGGUGGAGAUUGAAAGACUCGACGGUGUAUUGA
Molecule: messenger RNA, 1698 nt
Organism: Laccaria bicolor S238N-H82
Lineage: Eukaryota; Fungi; Basidiomycota; Agaricomycetes; Agaricales; Hydnangiaceae
Exons: 4
Coding region: 1-1698 (565 amino acids)
Source: RefSeq, a predicted model, not a curated record